CUUGUCCCCGUCAACUCCAUCUUUCCAUUCCCUGCCGUCGCUGGUGCAGAGACACCGCGCGAAGUCCCCGGUUUCUCCCGUGGCAUUUCCGAUGACAGCGGCGGGGCUCCAUUCCCCGAGCUGUCGGAGUCACGCAGGAAGCAAAGUUUGUCGGAAGCCUUGGGGGUGGCUUCGUCUCGGGGCCCCGCAUUCGUGCGUCCGCGGGGAGCCUCGGGGUGCUCGAGCUAGUUUCCCAGUUUCGCGGGCAGUGGGUGCGGGCUCCGGAGCCCCUCCCUUCUCGAGCCCCUACAGCGAUUUGUUUAGGAAAAGUGAUGACAUGAACUAGUAGUGGUGAAUCGCAGGCGCCUGUUCUCCGCCCUGGAGAGGGCGGGGAGCCCCGGAGAGCCGGUCGGUGAGAGCUGGGAGCAAGCUCCCCGGCUCGACUCGGCACCCCAACCCAAAGGCAGGAUCUGGGGGCAAGGCGCGGGGUGGGGGAGAGGAGCUCGGAGCUGCAUGAAUGCUGCCCUGUGGCCGCCCAGAUGAGGGAACAGCCCUAUCUGCCUGGCUCUGAGUCUCCAGGCGGUGGUGGUUGUGGAAUGCAGACGCCAGGACAUGAUGGAAACAGGACUUGAAGACCCUUCCAGAAUGCCAGAGGAAAGUUCUCCCAGGCGGACCCCGCAGAGCGUUCCGUACCAGGACCUCCCCCACCUAGUCAAUGCCGACGGACAGUACCUCUUCUGCAGGUACUGGAAACCCACGGGCACGCCCAAGGCCCUCGUCUUUGUGUCUCAUGGAGCUGGAGAGCACUGUGGCCGCUAUGAAGAGCUGGCUCAGAUGCUGAUUGGACUGGAUCUGCUGGUGUUCGCCCAUGACCACGUUGGACAUGGACAGAGCGAAGGGGAGAGGAUGGUAGUGUCUGACUUCCAUGUUUUCAUCAGGGAUGUAUUGCAGCAUGUGGAUGUCAUGCAGAAGGACUACCCUGGCCUUCCCAUCUUCCUUCUGGGCCACUCCAUGGGAGGCGCCAUCGCCAUCCUCACAGCUGCAGAGAGGCCGGGCCACUUCUCUGGCAUGGUCCUGAUUUCACCUCUGGUUCUUGCCAGUCCUGAAUCUGCAACAACUUUCAAGGUCCUUGCUGCAAAAGUGCUCAACCUUGUCCUGCCAAACUUGUCCCUGGGGCCCAUCGACUCCAACGUGCUCUCUCGGAACAAGACAGAGGUUGACCUUUAUAACUCUGACCCCCUCAUCUGCCGGGCCGGGUUGAAGGUGUGCUUCGGCAUCCAGCUGCUCAAUGCCGUCUCACGGGUGGAGCGAGCCCUGCCCAAGCUGACCUUGCCCUUCCUGCUGCUCCAGGGCUCUGCUGACCGCCUGUGUGACAGCAAAGGGGCCUACCUGCUCAUGGAGUCAGCCAAGAGUCAGGACAAGACACUCAAGAUUUACGAAGGUGCCUACCAUGUUCUCCACAAAGAGCUUCCUGAAGUCACCAACUCUGUCUUCCACGAAAUAAACAUGUGGGUCUCUCAAAGGACAGCCGCGACAGGAACUGGGUCCCCGCCCUGAAUACACUGGUCGGGUGUCAGGCUCACAGUCUGGGGGAAGCAGGCAGAGGAAGGGGAGAGACGGCCUCUCAGAUGUGGCUUGCAAAAAAAAAAAAAUCAGAAAUUGGAGGAAUCCCUAGCACAAUUUACUUUAGUAAAACAAAACAACACACACACCACAAAGACAUUUUGUGAUAUAUUAGGCUAUCGGCCACUAGAUCUACCUUAAAGGGGUAGAUAUGUUAAGCAAAAAAGAAAAAAAAAAGGAAAAGGGUUACAGGCAAUUUUCCACAGAGGAAAUGUGCUGGAGCGUCCUUUUUUUAAAAGAGAAAAGCCAAGCCUCUACCCCACCUCUUCCAGCUCCCACAAGGUUCCCAGGGAUUCCUGGUGUUCCUGGGACACCAGACUGCAAUAAUUGGGGGUCUCCCUGCUUCCCAGCCCCUCGCUCUCGCCCCAGUACCCCCUCUGACCAGCCUCACCUUGCUGGCCUUCCUCUCAGUGUGUGAUGAGGUGGCUGGUGUCUCCGUGGAGGCCAGCUCCCCUGGGCAGAACAAACGUGCCCCUCCAAGGCCCAGAGAUGCCUGGCACUUCCGCGAGAUGAGCAGGUCCCCAGGCCUCUGUCAGCUCCUUUUCGGCCUGAGGCCGGAUUUUGCAGAGGGAGGGGAGUGAGGCUUGGUCCAGAAAUACAGCUAAGCAGGAAGUGGAGGCUCCUCUCCUCCCCCCAUCCUGCAGGGAGAGGCUUAGGUUGCCCACUGUGUGCCCUGUAUAUUCAAAGAGGCUGCCUUUCCUUGAGUUACUAAUUUUACCUGAUGCUAUUAGAGGAGAAUUGUAUUGAAGAUGAAAUGUCUAAUAUAUAAUGUAUAUUCUAAAACAGAGACUAUUUUGGUGAGUGGGUGAGCUAUCGUGCAGGGAUGGACAGGCUAGGCAGAGGGUCCUGUGCUUCGGGAACUGAGCCGGCAGCCCCGGAGAGGGGACCAGGCCUAGGGCCCCUCUUGCUGCUCCAGGUCACAGAGCCGCCGCAGCCUGCAGGACCGUGGUCCGAGGCCUGUCUGUGGCCAGAGCCACCCGGGGAGCCUCAGUGCUGGCAGCACAGCUACCUCUGGUGGCAGGAGAAGAGAGCCCAGCACAGUGGCAAUCCAGGCCUCCCUACCUGAGGCCGCACAGAGCCUUCGGCGACGAUAGGGCCGGUUAGGCCAGGCCUCACCCAAGGCCAAGGCUGGUGUCAGCCAACCUUCCCCAGUGGAGGCCCUGAGUCUGAACUGCCCUUCCUAGUGCCAACCCUGCCCUGGCCCAGCCUUGGCCCCAUUUGGCACCAGCAAUAAAUGGGGAUCACCGUCCGCUUUGGGAAGGCUUUCACCUUCAAAAUGGGACCUGUUACCUCAAGAGGCUUAUUAGUGCAAAUAUGACCUUGGGUUGGGGGGUGUUGUCAUCACUGAAGCCCCACUGAAGGUGCAAUUCAGGGCCCCAGAAUCUAGGAGUCGGGGACCCUUCUUGUAGCAGCAGGAACUGCUGCCCCUCACGCAAGCCCUGUUCUUCUUGAGGCUCAUUCUGCGUCGCCAGCGAGGUGAGCCCCUCUACCCUCCCUCCAGUGACCCUGACCACACUAUGGCAGAGUCAAGAACUGGUCAAGCUGGCUCUGCUGGAGCUCACUCUGUGCCCCAGGGGCCAGGGCAGAAAAAGCCACGCCCACACCCCAUUACAGGGCAGGUGGAGGCCCAGGUGCUGACCAACCCCAGGUCCUCAAAAAAGAGCACCUUCCAUAGGCCCAUCUUAUCUCUCUGGGAGAAAAAAUUUUUUAAAAUGCACUGACAGAGUAGUUCAUCUCUCUCUGCUCAGCGAGCCCCGGCCAGCCGGGCAGUCGAGGGGAUGGCUCUGCUUCUCACUAAGGAAAAGCAGAAACCCCAUCCAAAGACUGAGUGAUGCCGCUUGGCCAGAUCUGCAGUUCUCACCAGGAGCUGAGAUAGUGCAGGUCGCAAAAAGUCCACACACCUCUCGUCCCCGCUGCCUCCCCAGAAGCAUACGGUGGCAAUGCCAUUUCCCAAAUGAACAUCAGGUACGUGGACUGACCAAGGAUUCUUUUGGAUGCGUGAAUUUAUGUACACGAAAGCGCUUCCAGAGACAUAUAGAUUCGGUGGCAUUUACACGCCUGGUUAAAGAAUCACCAAUAUUAAAAUGAAAGAAAUUAUCUGAGAUUGGGGCUGCCUCAUGUAAUCUGGAAGAGGGAACAGGGGAUGUCAACAUGCUACCUUCUGAAUCAGGAGCCAGCACAGGGCCCUGCACAUGAGCUGUGCCUAACUUCUCACGCAGGGUCACUCCAGAGCUGUUGGGACCCCAGCUGUGCGAGCCUUGAACUGAAUUCCUUCUCGAUAUUGAUGGCUCCGUGCUGGCAUUCUGAGCUUCAGAGAGUCAUGCCAUCCCAAGGGUGUAGAGGAACGUUGGCUUGGAAGAAGAACGUAGGCUACCCACGGCUUGGUCUUAAGAAGGGAGGGGAAGGCGAAGGCCAGGGAGGGGGGCCCAGAGACACAGCUGGUUCAAACCCUGCCUGGGACACUAGGCCCAAGCACUGAUGGGAACACAGCCCCUUCCCUGGCAACUCAGAGGUGAUGCCAGUCCCUACAGAAAUAGGUUUCAUGCCUGAGAAUCUCUUUAGAAAAAGAUGUCGCCUGCAGCCAGUGGGGGCCACAGCCCCACCAGGCUUUAGUUCUUUUGCAGAGAUGGAGGGGUAGAUGGGCAGCCUCCCUCCCUUCUGGCAGCGGCCCAGCUUCCCUGAGCUUCUGGGUGGUGCUGGGCUCACCGAGACGGCGCUGGAGGAUGCUCAGAUUCCCACCCCAAGCCCCACGCGGCUUCCGUCUCACACUCUGCUUCCUCUCACCUAUGGCUAACAUAAACCUUAUAGGAUCACAAUGAUUUUCCAAGCAUUUUACUGGUUUGUUAUCGUCACUGCAGCUCAGUCACAUCCCUACGUGUAUACUGUUAGUGGGGAACAUAUGUAUCCGUUAGAGCUAUUAAAGGAACCAAUGUACGCGACAGCUAAUCUUAAUAAACCAGAUGUUUCCCCAG
Molecule: messenger RNA, 4574 nt
Organism: Carlito syrichta (Philippine tarsier)
Lineage: Eukaryota; Metazoa; Chordata; Mammalia; Primates; Tarsiidae
Gene: MGLL
Product: monoglyceride lipase
Exons: 8
Coding region: 592-1536 (314 amino acids)
Cellular component (GO): membrane
Molecular function (GO): lipase activity
Source: RefSeq, a predicted model, not a curated record